Molecule: messenger RNA, 4016 nt
Organism: Papilio polytes (common Mormon)
Lineage: Eukaryota; Metazoa; Arthropoda; Insecta; Lepidoptera; Papilionidae
Exons: 29
Coding region: 146-3637 (1163 amino acids)
Molecular function (GO): protein binding
Source: RefSeq, a predicted model, not a curated record
UAAAAUCAACUUUCGUUUUAUCAAAUGUCACAAACAGCAAUUGUCAAAAAUUUUUAGGGAGUUUUGGUUAUUCCUAGUAACCUUGAAGACAAUUAUAUACGCAAUAUGGUCUACAUAUAUUUAUUACUCGUUUUGUGAGCUUGAAAUGCAAAAGAGCAAAAGUUUGGAAAAGGUAAACGGUGCGAAACAAGCAUCUGAUGCUAGUGUAAACUGUGUACAAAUCGCUCGCAAGCCAAAAAGAAAAGUUCGUAACAAUUUUGGCAAUAUCUUCGAAAGAUACCACAUAACAGUUAAGCCAAAACUUCUGAGGAGCAGUUCAUUAUCGGAUCUUGCUACUAAUUCUAGUGACUUUACCCUGAUUUCAGCAUUGGAUUUUAUCAAAAAUUCUAGUAAUCUAUUAAACCGGGCUAAUCAAAAAUCGAGCCAAAACUGUUCCGGGGACACUUGCAGACCGUACAUAUAUCACAGCCUCGACACCCGAUACAUGUCGUGGAACAAUAAAGUAAAAAAAUUCAAGAAGAAAAUCGAAAUGUCUCCAGAGCCGAUUUCAAAAGGGACAAACGAUUAUGACCCAGAUCAAAAUAUAUCCUCGUGUGCAGAAAACUCAAGUGUAUGUAGUACAGACGAAAUGAGUAUGCAGAGAAUAGCUGCCUUUCCAUUUAAAUCUACACCAAGUGGGAAUCUAAAAGUACAAUCAAAUCAGGUUGUUUUCCAAUCGUCUACCGUCGGCGUGUUACUAGCAGAUCCAACACAAGCAAAGGUUAAAGUUAAAUUUGAAGGUAAAGCUGCAGGUGAACCGGAAAAUAAAAUAGAAAAUAAUUAUACCGAUGAAAAUGAUUCAGAAACACAAGUGAAAUAUUCUCAUAAAGAUCCUAUAAAUAUGAGAUUGAAAGCGGUCACUGAACGUCAUUCUAAACCCAAAGCACCGGUGAUAAGAGAAGAGCAGGGUAAAGACUUGGGUAGUCUUGGAUAUGCAAUCGCUGAGCCUAUAGAUUGGAGUCGCGUACAAUUGCCGAAAAAACAAGAUUUGUUUCAGGAGUUUUAUCGCAGAAUAUUAAACUACAUCCACACAGAUACAAUUAUCCACAUUGCUGACGAAGAAUUCCAUUGUCAUCAGAUUGUCCUACAGAUAUACUCGUCAUUUUUCGAUAGUAACAAUCUUCGUGAAAUAGAAUUACCUAUUUCAAGUGUAACACCCGAAGCAUUUCAAAUCAUUUACGAAUGGAUGAUUUUUAGUAAUUCAGAAAGUAAUAAAGUUCUAAAGAGAGAAAAUAUUUUGGAAUUGUUUUGUGCAGCACAAUAUUUAGCUAUAAAAGAUUUGGAGGAUCAAUGUUGGUCAUUUAUUGUGCACGAGGAAUUAUUUACUGAAGACACCGCUUUUGCUUUAUACAGAGAAGCUAGAUCUAAAGGCAUGACGCCUGUAAUGGAUAUUAUGGUCCCUCGAGUUAUGAGAUUUUUUCUACCACUGGUCGCUUCGAGAGAUUUUCUUGAAUUAGACCCGGAUGAGGUUAUGACGUUUCUUAAAUCGAAUUACAUUUGCGUUACAAGCGAGAUAGAAGUACUAAUGGCGGGUGUUCGGUGGCUGUACGGCAACUGGCCUGCCCGGCGGAGGCUAGUCGUGGACAUCAUGCGGUGCAUCCGCUUCGGUCUCAUCUCCCCCUGGCAGCUUGUAGACAUCAAACGGAAUCCUGACAAUGCAGAGAUACUGGAAAUUGUCAAUGAACCUGAAGUACAGCAGAUGGUUGAUGACGGACUGGCAUAUGUUAUUAUAAAGUAUUGGUACGGUAACAAUUCCAAGAAUUACUAUCAUUGGAUAGACGUCCUCGGCCUCUCAGAGCCAGCGGAGAGGAACUGGAUAGGCGAAGAAAAGAAUCACGUGACGUAUAAAGAUUUCUUAAAAUACCUAGAACAUUUCAUGGUCCCGAAAGAACAGAUGUAUCAGCAAAUGUCGAUGAUGCAACCGCCGAGGAGAACGGAUGACUUGCCGAGCGCUUUACGCGGACUUGAUGCCGAUAAAAUGGAUAUGAGGAGACCGAAAAUGGAAUUUCCUCUUCCUGGUACGUUGAAGGGACUUGGCGGGGAUAAGGACAAAUCGUUUCCAACGAUGAGCGAAUUUUUUGAAAACAGGCGAAAGAUAAAAGAAGCAAAUCAGGCGAGAUCACCGAUACGAUCACCAAACCAGGGCUCUGAGUGUCUGCCAACGAUAAGCCAACCAACUCCGCAAACAUCCAGGAAGACACCUGAAACUGACCGGAAGGCACAAAAACCAAGUGAACCGAAUGAGCCACGAUUGUUUCAAGCAAAUCAAACGUUAAUCCAAAAGCAAGUCCAACAGAUUCAAACUACUACACUGCCAACAUCAAACUUACCUCAGCAACAUGGGCAGAUGUACGAGCCCCCUGAAAAAGACUCAUCGGACAACUUCAAUACGACCAAAAGCGUCACCAGCAGUGAAAGUAUCGAAACAAGAUAUUCUGAAAAGACUCAAUACAUCAAUAAGACAUGUGAAACGAGACACAACAGUGUGGCAGCCUGCUACCUCGCCGCUGCCACCGCUGCCUUAGCAGGUUCCAGAAGAGAAUCUCAAACAUCUCCAACAUUUUCACUUUUCAACCAAUCUAAGGAGUCUCUCGCCAAAAUAAAUAUGAAUAAAUUAUCAACGUCGAUACUUGGUCCUUCGAACAAGACGUACAUAGUGGAUGGUUCCUUGUUCAACUGGGAUCGCGAAACUGUCCUGGUUUUUGGUGGUACCGAUCCUCACACAGGGUACGGAGUUGGUCGGAAUACCGGAAAAGAUAUUUACAGGUUCGUACUCGAAGUGCAUCAUCAUUCUGUGGCCUUUCUAAGAGGAAGAGUCUAUCUUGUUGGUGGUGCUGACCCACGUGAUGACGACACCCGUGGCAAGUCUGUAGUGGUCUCGACGGUGUGGAGCUACGAGCCGGUGACGCGGUCCUGGUACAGCGAGUCUGGUCUCGCCAUACCAAGGAAGAACUUCGGUCUCGUGGUACAUCGCAUGGCUCUAUACGCCAUCGGUGGACAGGACAAGAAAGGCAGAGUGCUGCGGUCGGUGGAGAGGUUCGACCCUAAGACGGGGUCGUGGAGCGAGGUGCGGUCGAUGGGCGUGGCGCGCAUGGCCAUGGCCGCGGUCAAGUACCGCGAGUACAUCUGGGUGGCCGGUGGUAUGACCGGCGAGAAGAAAAACCCCGUAUGCAAGGUCGUCGAGUGCUAUAACUCCAAAACAAAUGAAUGGACAGAAAUUUAUAGUCUUCGGUUUCCGAGAUGUUUUGCUACGCUUUUCGCUAUGAAUGACAAAUUGUAUAUAAUAGGUGGAGCGGGGAAGAUUACGGAAAAGGACAAAACUCCGAGUAGUGUUGGCGCCAUAGACAUCUGGGACUGGAAGGACCGGACUUGGAAACAGGAAACCGAAAUGUCUAUACCCCGACACGGACAUGCGCUCGCAUACCUAGGAACACAGCUCAUUAUUAUAGGUGGUGUAACAACGAUAUAUAUGCGGGCUCUGAGCAACGUGGAAUCAUUUUGUUGCGAGCGCGGUGCUUGGAUCCGAGGAGUGGCAGCGCUGCCGUCGCCACUCUCUGGCCACGGAGCUGUUACUUUACCACCAGCUUCGCUAAUGUGACGAAAUUCCAUUAUAAGUUGGCUACAACCAGCUUCCUUAAUGUGACGAAUCUCCAUCACAAGAAGUACCAGGAGAGCAUAAUAUGUAGAGAUAUUGUAUCAACAAAUUGUUUACGGUGAAACUUCACUGACGUGACACUUGGGUGACUAUCGUCGUCUCGUAUUGUUUUAAAGGGAAUGAAAAAGAUGACGAUAACACAAGUAUCAUGUCGGUGGAAUUUUACUGUUAACUAUAUAGAUUUUGUAAAGACAUUGUAUGCUCAAGCUUGGAAUAGAAAGAUCUUACUACUCCUAGAGUGAAACUAUAUGGAAAAUAAAAUUAAUAUAAGUGCUGUUUUACAUUUAAUCACAGCUUUACAAAAGAUAAAUAAAUUAUUGUG